UCCUGUUUUACAUGUAUUUGUCAGCAGUCCUUUAUAUCAGCCUCAGUAAUUGGGAUGUCACAUGUGAUGGAGAAUAUAUAUUUGUACUGUAAUAUUGAUACUUUAGGAACUUGUACAGUUCUAAGAGUUGAAAAUGGUGAAGGUCCAGUUGUUUCAGAUCAACUUCAGUAAUCCCAGCAAGGUGUUCCUGGCUGGACAAGUAGUCAGUGGUCAAGUGGUGCUACAGUUAAGGGAACCUACAAAACUCAAUGCAAUAAAACUCCAUUUGCAAGGCAAAGGCAAGGUCCACUGGAGAGUGACCAAAGGUUCUGGAAACAACAGGCGGACUGUCCACUACAGAGCAGAAGAGGUAUACUUUGACCAGAUAGUCUUACUGUAUGGAAACAACCAAGCCCAGGCAGUUACCCACCCAGGAGGGCGCCAUGAGUACCCCUUUCACUUCCAGAUGAGAGCCAAUCUGCCAUCUUCUUUCGAGGGAGAGCAUGGCUAUGUGCGGUAUUUUUGUAAAGCCUUCAUGGAUAGACCGUGGAAAUACAACCACGAGUCCAAGCAUGCAUUUACAGUGAUCAACACUCUGGAUUUAAAUAAUGAACCUGCCUUGAUGAAUCCCAUUCAGGGUAGUCAGUCAUCAGAAGUGAGCUGUUUGUGUUGUGCUUCGGGAAAUGUAUCAGCGAGCAUGAAAGUUGAAAGGCAGGGUUAUGCACCUGGAGAAGAGAUCAGAAUCUGGGGCGAAGUGAGAAACAAUAGUAAUUCAAGUGUACAAAGAGUUGAGGCUACGCUGACCCAGCAUGUGACAUUCUACGGUAAGUCAGAUUCCAUGUUUUCCUCUGGGCGGUUUAAAGAAAAGGAGGUGAAGCAAGUCGUGGCAUCACAUACAAAAGGACUGAUCCCUGAACAGAAUGUACAGGUAUGGGAUGGUGUCUGCAUGAGAAUUCCAUCUGUGCCUCCAUCGAGACUUCAGGGCUGCAAUAUCAUCAACAUCACAUACCGGAUCUGUGUAAGGGUUGAUGUGCCGUAUGGCACUGACAUCAAAAUUGGGUCAGAGAUUGUGGUUGGAACUGUUCCAUUCCGUGCUCCCCCACCACCAGCAUCAACAUUGCCUCCUAGCUACACCCUGGCUCUCAAUGCUCCACAGCCAGUUCCAAGUGCUCCUCCCAUUACAACACAGCCAGGGGCCAUAGCAAGUGCUCCGCCAUUCUCAGGGUAUGAUGAAGCUCCUCCACCAUCUUACGAAGAGUGCGUGUUUGGCCGUGUCCAUAUAAAAGAUGACCAAGACACUGACCACACCACUGGGCAGUUUGAGUUUGCCCCAGUGUACCCCACUUUCCGUAGUGUGUAUAAUAACGGCGCAUCUACCUCUGCACAACCUUAUGAACCACCCCCUGCGCCUCCCUCUGCGCCACCUGAAGCCCCCUCUGCACCACCACCACCUGAUGAUAAUUGCAUCUGAGCAGGUUUGAGGAAAAAAAUCAGUUUAGAAGCAGACGGACAAGAUUGAAUCAUUGAUAUGGAAUUUUCUCAAUGUUAUUAUCAUGUGAGACCAAACACCAAAUGAAAGUUAUGUGUCUGUCAGUUGCAUAUAACAGUAAUCAGCAUCUGAAUUUAGCCAUAAUAAUAUUUGAUCAUGUGUAAUGAUGAUAUGGCAACUGCAUUGUAGCUGAAGGAUAGUAUGUUUAUUCUGAAGUUUAUUUAUUAUCAUCAUAUAGGCAGUGCAAGUGUACCUGAACAUUGUAUACUUGUAGAUUGAUGAUAAUUGGCUUAUG
Lingula anatina is the source of this 1763-nucleotide messenger RNA. Its product is annotated as arrestin domain-containing protein 3-like. Gene Ontology annotation, biological process: protein transport. Lineage: Eukaryota; Metazoa; Brachiopoda; Lingulata; Lingulida; Lingulidae. The record is from RefSeq and is a predicted model, not a curated record. Gene Ontology annotation, cellular component: cytoplasm.